This is a messenger RNA of Schistocerca nitens (vagrant locust), 4619 nucleotides long. RefSeq lists its product as uncharacterized. Gene Ontology annotation, molecular function: histone H3T3 kinase activity; ATP binding. The record is from RefSeq and is a predicted model, not a curated record. Lineage: Eukaryota; Metazoa; Arthropoda; Insecta; Orthoptera; Acrididae. Gene Ontology annotation, cellular component: cytoplasm; nucleus. The coding region runs from base 349 to 3846 and encodes 1165 amino acids. The transcript is spliced from 14 exons. Gene Ontology annotation, biological process: intracellular signal transduction; protein phosphorylation; mitotic cell cycle.
AUACACUCAUUCGUGGUUGGCUGGGGCUAGAGUUGGGUUGCAGUGAGAAGUCAAAAUGACUCGCCAAGCAAUAUUUACACUAUUAAUGAAUUUAGUUACCAGCUGAAGGAUGUGAAUCAUUAUUUCUCAUCGUGUAUGCGUAGUACUUGACGUGCAUCGAAAUUGUUUUGAUGUAUUGUCAGCGUGGAGUAGUUGAUAGGUACAGUGUAAGCACAAGUAUGUAAAGACGUUUAACAUACGGUUACAUAGCUAUUUAUGGUUUUCGUGAAUGAGUUUGUUUAGUGACACCCAACCGCGGUGAAAGAUAGCGUUAAGUUGCUCUCUGGUUAUUGUGAGUAGGAGGCAAAGAUGUAUGUGAAAUCAACUUACAUACCAGUUCGAAGGCGGAAGAGGAGGAAGCGUUUCCCAGCAGCUGUAAUUGAAGAUAACUUGAACUCCAGUUUUUAUUUGUUCAAUGCUUUGAAUGCUGACAGUAUAAAGAAGUUCAAAGCAGACCAGAAAUGUAAUCCAAAAAAGAAGAAGAAGCCUAAAAAGUUGCAGAAUAGUGUCCAUUUUGAUACAACUACUGUAGAUUCGAAAGCAGAGAAAGAGAACAGGAAAAAGAGUAAAAUGAAGGGAACUAUGAGGAAAGAGGGUGUUGCUGCAGCAAAAAAGUACAAAUUUUUCCAGCCAGAAGUAAAGGUCUUUAGCGAUGUCACACACAGCCCAAACACAACAUUUGAUAGGUUACUUCGCAGUUCCAGGAAACCAUUGGUUGACAAAAAUUCGUUGAGUGGUGUGAAACAUCAGGUUGAACACAUUGACUCAGUGCUACUUUCACCUUCGCAUUGUCUACCAAUAGACAAAGGAAGUAACAGAACAAGUACUCCAAUUUUGAUUUCACCUGUUUUCCCAGCAGUUUCAGUUCGUAAUAAACGAAGGAACAACAAUAAUGAUCUGAAGAGAGAUGGCAGAAAUAUGUUGACACAGGAGUUAAGGAAUAGUAUUGAAAAUAUUGAGAAAUCUUCCCAACACCACUCUUCCAUUUUGGCUGCCUCUGAUUCCACCUCUUCACCUUCACCGCUUCUGUGUAAUGCAGAUGACACUGAUGGAUCCAAUGUGGUCAGAUUUCUUGAAUCACGUGCACAUAUUUCUGAAUGUCUUCGUAACAAAAUUGUAGAACAGUGUAAAUGUGAGGAUAGUCCCUUCUCCCAGAUUGCAAAAAUGACUAGAAAUAGUAUUGAAAAUGAGAACAUUGAUUACAAAAUUACACAUCAAGAUUCUUCUGGAAAUAUUUCAGGAAUGAGAAUGAGAUUGAGGAGAACUACGGCAAGUGAAAAUGAAGGGCCUAAUAAUACUGAUAACUCAUUUAAUCCUGAUGAAAGUUUCUAUUCAUCAGUCAAAAUAAAACAUAAAAGGAAUAAGAAAACAAAGAAUGGAUGUGACAAAGUUGAUAGCACUCGAAGUUCUGAUGAUUUCCUUUCGCGAAUUUUCACAAGAUCUAAGAGAACUAGUGAGAGUCAGGGUGUAUGUGAGAAAGCUAUUGGAGUUCAGGAAUUUAUAAGUGUUCAUGAUUCUAAUAAAAGAUCUGGUAGUGACAGUGUGUAUAAUAAAGAUAAAAGCAAUUGUAAUAUUGACGAAAGCAUACCUUCGUCAGUCAGAAUUAAACAUAAGAGAAUUGAGAACAGAUAUCAAACACGUUCUAGUCAUCAACAUCGUGAGAGAUACUUGGUGCCACUAGUUAGUGGUUCCCGGCACAAUGAAAGUGGAAGCAAUAGUGACAGCACAACUUGGGAUAGACCAGAGUUUGGCCAACUUCAAUUUGCAAUGACUUGUGAAAGUCCUGACAUGUUCUCUUCUGUGGAUGAGAUUGAAACUGAUAUGGUUGCAUUUCAAUGUGGAACUGUAGUUCAAAAGAACCAUUUGAACUUCCCUGACGAAAGUGCCUCAAGUAGAAAUAUGUCUUCAGACUCUGUUAUUACAAACAAUUCUCAUGAGUACCAUAGGUCACUCACGUCAAAUGAUGCACAUUCAUUUAAUUUACAUGUAAGAAAAGCAGAGUUCAGCCACUCAGUAUCUUCAGUGGAAAUCAAAGGUAGCAGUGAUGUGGAUAGGAAGUCAAUAGGUAACAUCAUUAACUUAUCUUCACAGGUUAGCAAUACACUUAAUCUCACCAGUCCAGUACAUGCAGGACUAUCAGAUUCAAUAAUUACUUCAGUACAGAGUUCAGACUGUGAUAAUGUAGUAAAUGAAGUGUGUGCUAAUAGAAGUAAGUCAUUAGAGGCAGAAUUUGACAAUGGUGGCUCUUUUAGAGCUACUGCAAUUAAAAAUUUAAUGCCAGUCGAUCCUGAAGUAAAUCGGUGCAGCAGAAUAACUCGGAAGUCUGCUCGUAGUUCUUCAAGUGCUGCAGUGUUAUCGUCCCCUUCACACAUUGAGACAUGCAUACCUUUACACAAAGAUGUGUGUACAACUAACAUGUUGUCACAGGCAACUCAUCAAGAAGAAGAAUCAGAGAAUGUGUCCGAUGUUUUAUAUCGAGCUGCUGACAGCCACGAAUUGAGCUAUUGUAAAGGGCAAAAUUUGGCCCACAGCACAAGUCUGUACUGUGGAAAAAAUGCAGAACUGUCAUAUCGUAAUCCCAGCAGGAGGUCCAGUCUGUGCAGGAGGCUUUCGCAUGUGGUAAUUCCAGAGAGGCGGACACGAGGAAGUAAUAAUUCAAAUGGAUCAUUGCCAGUAUCUGAUGAAAGAUCUGUCCCCCUUUCAGAUUUUACCGUCUCCGUAAUAAUAGAGGAAGACGAAGACGAACUGGCUCCUGAAGUUGCGACUCAAGGACUAGUUUCUGCAAGGGACAUGGUACUGGGCAGGUGUAACCAGCUCGAACACCUUAAUUUUGAGAAGGCCUUUCCACCCAGGUUUUUUGACAAUUGUAAGAAGAUAGGUGAAGGCUUAUAUGGAGAAGUGUUUUUCUGUCAGUAUAAUUGUACCUCUGACAGGGUGCUUAAGAUUAUCCCCAUUGAAGGUCAUAUGUUGGUGAAUGGGGAGAAACAAAAAAAGUAUGCAGAAGUCCUUUCAGAAUUGGUUAUUGCUAUGGAAUUGAGUAAUUUACGUCAUGAUGCACAGUUCAAAACUAGCUGCUUUGUUGAGGUUGCUCGUUGUGUGUGUGUUCAAGGAAAAUAUCCACAAAGGCUUAUUGAUCUCUGGAAUGAAUAUCAUGAGGAAAAAGUGUCUGAAAAUGAUUCACCAACUAUCUUUGAUGACAGCCAACUCUUUCUCAUAUUUGAAUUGGCUGAUGGUGGCAAAGCAUUGGAAAGUUACUGUUUUACAUCAGCUGCCCAAGCAUUUUCAGCCUUUGUUCAGUUAGCAUUUGCUUUGGCAGUAGCAGAGAUCACUCUGGAAUUUGAGCACAGAGAUUUACACUGGGGUAAUGUGUUAAUAAAGAAGACAUCAGCAAAGCAUAUUACUUUCAAAUUAAGUGGAAAGGAAUUUUCAGUUCCAGCAAAUGGAAUACAGGUCACAGUUAUAGAUUACACUUUAUCGAGAAUGUCAUAUGGUGGCUGUUGCAUUUUCAAUGAUCUGGCUGUGGACCCAGACCUUUUCAUCUCACAAGGAGAUUAUCAGUUUGAAGUGUACCGCUUAAUGCAAAAUACAGUGAAAAAUGAAUGGAGAAAUUUCAGGCCCUACACGAAUAUUCUUUGGUUGCACUACACCUUGGGCAAAAUGUUGCAAGGUGUCCAUUACAAAAACAUCUCCACGAAGAUUCACAAGAAAUUUAGAACAAAGCUAGCUAACUGUUAUAAUGAUGUAUUGAAGUAUAAUAGUGCUCAUGAUUUAGUGACUAGUGGGAAUUUACUGGAAAUGCUUAAAUAAUAUCUUCCAAAGAUGAAUGUUUCUGUUGAAGUGGUCAUACACAGCUGAAGUUUCUUUGUGCAGAAUGUAUAAUAGUGUUAGUGUUACGGUCUGAUUCUCUAUUGUUACAAAGUGCAAAAAAAAUACUAACAGAUAUUGACAUUGCCUUCUGAGGCACAAUGAAUAAACCAGCUAUUCUUUAGAAAUUGGCACCAAAAUCAAUUGCAUAUGACAAGCAUUGUAUGCUCACAAUUGUAUGUUUUUUGCCGUAUCCUGUAGGUUUUUCACCUGGUAUUCUGCUUUUGGGGGAAAGUAUCUUCCGAACACAAGUCAAAUAACGUUCCACUAAACAUGGCUGUAAUUAACUUCUGAUUGCUUCAUUUUUAUUUAUAAUUGAUGUUACGUGUGAGGUGAUCAGCAUUGUCACUAGUAAAUGGUGGACAACUACAUUCAUAGGCAACAUAUUGCAAAGUUCUCAAAUGGUGGUCAUAAUUUCCUAAAGGCCAGGGGGGUUCACAUUUUACACAAUCGGUUGUCGAUUGACUGGUAUUAACGCACCGCUUUUGUUGCAUUUUUAUGUUUGACCGCAGAAUUUCUCAAAGUAAAAGUACACUUGCUUGCACAGUGAUAGCUAAUCUGUGAUUGGUUGAUAGCAACACAGAUAUUGACAGUUUGAUUGACUUAUAAUGAGGUGUUAAUGUUCUGGUAGCUAAAAGGAACUCACUACAUGCUGUAUGCCAUGCACCUAUUUAUAGAAGAACGUAAUAUGAAAAAUCAUAAAAUGUUGAAUUAGA